CUAGCUGUAAUAAACCCUUAAACAACAACCGUACAGGAUUGCACCCGUAGGAGUUAAACCAAAAUUUGAAACACCUUUAUGGAAUGGUGAGCCUUCUAUGCACGCGUUUAAAGCGAUCGUCGCACGUGCUCACCGGACGGAGAUUUUGGUACGGUCACAAUAUGCACGUGUCAGCCCAAGCCCCAAUGCCUCACUCUCUCUCUCUCUCUCUCUCUCUCUCUCUUAUAUAGCUUAGAACCUCACCGUUACAGAUGGACCUGAACACGCCCCUUCCGAUCUAAACUGAAACUUAGCGGUCGCCAGGAAAGUGGAAGUCUGAUUUAGCCGGCGGUGUACUGUUGAUGUGGUGAUAGGAGCGAAUUCCAGUUAUGGAGACGGAAAUUCAUCAGGCGAGCUACUCCUACAUGGGGCGGAGCUUCGGUGAUCUGAGCAUCAACGAUGAUUCCUCUGCCUUCAGCGAAUGCAACAGCGACAGAUCCGGGGAGUUUGGGUCGGCGUCGUCGCAGAGCCGGCUGCUGCGCCUCUCCUGCGCUCCCGAGAACUCGGACGAUCUGAUUCGCCAGCUCGUCUCCGAUCUCGAGUCGUGUUCGAUCGAAGAGCAGAAACAAGCGGCCAUGGAAAUCAGACUCCUUGCAAAGAACAAACCGGAAAAUCGUCUCAAGAUUGCUCAAGCCGGCGCGAUUAAACCGUUGAUUUCGCUGAUCUCUUCCUCCGAUGUUCAGCUCCAAGAAAACGGCGUCACGGCGAUUCUCAAUCUAUCUCUCUGCGACGAGAACAAACAGCUCAUAGCGUCGUCGGGAGCUAUUAAACCGCUUGUCAGAGCUCUCAGGAUGGGAACGUCGACGGCGAAGGAGAACGCAGCGUGUGCUCUGCUUCGCCUCUCUCAAAUUGAGGAGAACAAGGUCGCGAUCGGACGCUCGGGAGCGAUUCCUCCGCUGGUGAACCUAUUAGAGGUCGGAGGUUUUCGCGGGAAAAAGGACGCGUCGACGGCUCUGUACUCGCUGUGUUCGGUAAAGGAAAACAAGAUCAGAGCCAUCAAAGCUGGAAUCAUGAAGCCUAUUGUAGAAUUAAUGGCUGAUUUUGGGUCCAAUAUGGUGGAUAAGUCGGCUUUCGUGCUGAGCAUACUGGUUUCGAUCCCGGUUGCUAGAAGCACCCUUGUGGACGAAGGCGGUAUUCCGGUACUGGUGGAGAUCAUCGAGGUGGGGUCACAGCGUCAGAAGGAGAUCGCGGCAGCGAUACUUUUGCAGGUUUGCGAAGAUAACUCAGUGUAUCGUACUAUGGUAGCACGUGAAGGAGCCAUUCCGCCAUUAGUCGCAUUAUCCCAAACCGGCACAAAUCGCGCCAAGCAGAAGGCGGAAUCAUUAAUAGAGCUUCUACGGCAACCGAGAUCCGGCAACCCCGGGGCGAGAACGUCGGAUUUGUCAGUCUAGAGUGCCCACAGUUCCACAUGCUUAUGUAUGCCAACAUGACAAGAAAAAAAAAAAAAAGGGUAGACAAAGAAAAUCAAACACAUGUACAUAUUUUUGUGCGAUGGAGAGAUGGAGCUUGUAAAAUUGGUCACAAGGCUAUGAUAUGGUCCAUGACCUUUGGCUGCCUUAAUUGGUUUUUUUUUUGGUUUGCUUUUUCAAAUUUUGGAUCGAAAAUGCUUCCAUAUUGGUCGAUCGGACGAUGUGAUUGAUUGCGACUUUUCUUUUCCUUUUCCUGCUUUUUCCAAUUUGUUUGCUGUAUUGUGUUAUUUUACUGGGCGAGAGAGCAUCGGAAAAAGUGGAUUCUACUGGGCACGAUGCUAAAGAUGGAGAUGAAGAUAAUGAAGAAAUGGUAAUGGGGAACAAAGAACGAUCAUCGAAGAUGAUGGUGGUGAUGAUGAUUCAGGUUCAAAAUCUGCAAGGGUCAGUCGCCGAUGGCGUGUAUGCUGCUGUGCAUCACAGUGUCUUUUGACAAUGGGCCACGAGGUACGCGUGCGCUGCGGGUCCUAUGCCCGGGACUGGCUGCUCCUUGUUUGUUUAUGACCGUUGAUUUUUGAACCGGGUGAUUUAGCUCUUCGCCCGCUACGUGGUGUACACGGUUACAGAUGGCCGUCAGUUUUACAGUCGCAAUCAGUGAGUGGGCCCUGGUGACGGGGUCCAUGCAUUUGACGUCUGGUAUGAUAUUUGCUUAAUAGUUAAUACAUUUCUUUACUUUUUCUUUUA
Molecule: messenger RNA, 2189 nt
Organism: Malania oleifera
Lineage: Eukaryota; Viridiplantae; Streptophyta; Magnoliopsida; Santalales; Ximeniaceae
Product: U-box domain-containing protein 4-like
Exons: 2
Coding region: 369-1430 (353 amino acids)
Cellular component (GO): nucleus; cytoplasm
Molecular function (GO): protein binding
Source: RefSeq, a predicted model, not a curated record